This is a messenger RNA of Danaus chrysippus (African queen), 1137 nucleotides long. The record is from the annotation of a GenBank genome assembly. Lineage: Eukaryota; Metazoa; Arthropoda; Insecta; Lepidoptera; Nymphalidae.
AUGUCAUACAAAUCUCAUGUAAAGGAGUAUUGUAGGAAUUGUAGUUUUGGGGGAGUUCAUUUUAUAGCUGAUGAUGAGAGACAUUGGAGUGAAAGAUGGCUAUGGGCAGUACUCGUUUUUCUCUGUUGGUAUGGAUCGGCACUUCUCAUAAUGGCGUCGUGGGAAGCUUUCGUUAUUUCCCCAAUUAGCUUUGGUGUAGAAACUACCUAUAAAGAUUGGGAUACCAAACUACCAACUGUGGCAAUCUGCGAAAUCAACAAUGAUGAUCAGAUUUACAACGUCUCAGAAACUAUCUGGUCAGCGAACCACCUUUGGGACCUGGAAGAUGUUCUCAAAGACAUAGCAUACUUCCGAGGAAUUGCCUACCGUCUUAUUGAAGUUUGCUAUCUACCAAAGAAAAUAGAUCCACUAUGUCCUCUUGCCAAUUAUAGCUAUUACGCAUCACUUGUUUAUACACUCGGUGAAGACGAGGUACCAACAGUAACAACUCUUUAUUCGUCAACAUUUAAAGUUGCUUUCGGAAAGUUUUACCGUCGUCAAGUAACUAUGAGAUACAUUGAAAAUGAUCCGCAGUUAGUUGAGACGACUCCUAAGCAACGAGCCUGCAGGUUUCAUGACGAGAACGAGGGUGGACUUUAUCCGUUCUAUUCAUACAGUGCUUGUAGCGUCAAAUGUAGAAGAGAUGCUCAAAUGGAUCUCUGUCAAUGCAAUGACCAUUUUAUGCUCGGAACUAAAGAAUCAGACAUAUGUAAUAUAACAGGUAUGUGGUGCCUUCACUCACAUUCCAGUCAACUGACCACCUUUAAGCCACCCUGGGCUCAGAAAUCAGGACUCAUCUGUGAGUGCUUGCCUUCAUGUGACGAAACUGAGAUAACUGUCAUCAAAGAUGUGUUCACGCCGUUCAAACGUAAAACUAAAAAGAGUGUCGUUGAACUAUCGCUUGCUUAUUUACCGACUGAGAGAUUUAAACGUAAUGUUGUCAGGAGUCGUUUGGACUUAGUUGUAUCUCUGGGCAGCGCUGCGGGUUUGUUUGUUGGGGCGAGUUUACUCAGCUUUGUGGAACUUAUAUUCUUUUUCACGGUACGCUUUAUAAGCAACCUUUUUAUGGCGAAACGUAAAACUGUUUCAAUUAGAUAA